This is a messenger RNA of Leucoraja erinaceus (little skate), 3357 nucleotides long. RefSeq names its product protein GPR108-like. NCBI's taxonomy places the organism in Eukaryota, Metazoa, Chordata, Chondrichthyes, Rajiformes, Rajidae. The coding region runs from base 14 to 1684 and encodes 556 amino acids. The record is from RefSeq and is a predicted model, not a curated record. Gene Ontology annotation, biological process: transport. Gene Ontology annotation, cellular component: membrane; Golgi apparatus. The transcript is spliced from 19 exons.
GGGGAGUGCGGUGAUGAGGAUGAUGGCUGGUGGUGGAGUUGGGUCUUUCUUCCUGCUGCUUCUCGCCGUUGUCGGGACUACAGGGCGGAUCCAUCGCCUCACACUCAAGGAAGAUACAAGGUCAAGAGUUCACUUGAACACUUUUGGGUACUACACUAAUGGAACCUUGUUAGUAAACCUUACAAGUCUACACUUUAGAACAGACAUCGCCUUGGAGAAGAUUUUAAUUGGGUUCAGCCUUUCAAAACCAAAGACUGAAGGUGUGACACCAUAUACCACGGACAACUCCGACAUGUGUUUGCUGAGGAAGUACAACAAUCCCAAUGGUGAAUCCAUCAUCCUCUUUAAGUUUGACUUGAAGAAUAAAACAGUGUCUAUGAAGAAGUCUGGCCCACAAACGCAGUUGUUGAUAUCGGAUUCGGCUCUUGAUGGCUCAGCAAGGGCAAAGAAAGAAGAGAAACCAGCGCAGGACAAAGGGGGAAAAGUAGAAGAGCAGAAGGUGCAACCUUCAGGCAAAACCAGAAGAAAAAGAGGAACGGAAAAUAAUAAAAACAAAGACGUGACGAAAGGAAAAGUGGAAACUAAAAAGAGGGCAAAACCGGAAACGCAAGAAGAAACCUUCAAGCUGGGAAAAACGAAUGAUUCCUACAGCUUCACAUUCUAUAUGAAGGUUCCAUCACCAAAUGUGCAAGGACUUUAUACACUCCGUUUUCAUAAUUGCUAUGAGGCACAUUCGGGGAACAAGAUUGUUCCAUUCGAUAUGACUGUUGAGAUCACAGCAAAAAAUCCUCGGAACUAUCUUUCUGCUGGUGAAAUCCCAUUACCACUGCUGUACCUGGUUAUGGCUGGAUUCUUCUUUACUGCAGCCUUAUUCUGGGUUUAUCUACUUCUUAAACACAGGUACAGCGUGUUUAAAAUCCACUGGCUGAUGGCUGCCCUGGCAUUCACCAAGUCUAUCUCCAUACUGUUCCAUGCUAUAAACUACUAUUUCAUUGCUGUCAAAGGAUCAGCUAUUGAAGGCUGGGCUGUGAUGUACUACAUUACCCAUCUGUUAAAAGGUGCCUUACUCUUCAUUACUCUGGCCCUGAUUGGCACAGGCUGGGCCUUUGUGAAAUAUAUUCUGUCUGACAAAGACAAAAAGAUAUUCAUGAUUGUGAUCCCACUACAGGUGCUGGCAAACACAGCUUAUAUAAUCAUUGAGUCGACUGAAGAAGGGACGAUGGACUAUGCGUUGUGGAAGGAAAUCCUGUUCCUAGUGGACCUUAUCUGCUGUGGGGCGAUCCUGUUUCCAGUGGUUUGGUCAAUCAGACACUUGCAAGAAGCCUCGAGCACAGAUGGUAAAGCUGCAAUGAAUCUGGCGAAGCUGAAACUCUUCAGGCAUUUCUAUGUCAUGAUUGUCUGCUACAUAUAUUUCACCAGGAUCAUCGCAAUUCUUCUCAAGUUCACUGUUCCAUUUCAGUGGCAGUGGAUGUAUAAUUUUCUAGUGGAGGUGUCAUCACUCGUGUUCUUUGUACUGACCGGGUUCAAGUUUCGACCGGCCUCCAACAACCCCUACCUACAGCUGGCGCAGGAUGAGGAUUUUACGAUGGAUGAAGUGCUCACCGAGUCGGGCUUGUUGACAGGUGUAACGAAAGUGAAAAAGACCAGCAAUGGACGAGAACAAAUUCGAGACUCCUCGGUAUGAAACCGGCCGUUUUUGGAUUGCUCGAUUCCACGGCAACGAGGCCUGACCCUCCAGCUAGAAAUUGGGAGAAAGAACUGGUACAGGAAAUGCGAGUGGUUAAAAUGUGUUGGGCAAUCACUGGCUCCUGUUGCAAUUCCAGUUCGCUAACUGUUAGAGUGCAAAUAAAGUGGUUCCUUGAUCUGUACAUAUGUAAUACAUAUAUUAUAUCUUUCUAUGAUACUCUAGCAGGAAGUAUUUUAUUUCUGAACCUCUAUGACCAAACUCUUAGGAUCAGUGGAGAACGACAUUGUUGCAAUAUACUUCAGUUACUGUUUCCCUGUGUGGUUUUUCUGCCAUCCUUUGGCAGGGAAGCACCAGUGGUUUUUAUCUGCGAGUCUCCUCUUUGUCAGCAGCACUUUGUGCUGUGUGAUAACCCUCUCUUUCUUCUCUCGUCUGCAUGGCCUUGUAUUUGAAGGAUGGCUUGCCCCGGCUAAUGUGUCUCCCAGCUAAGCCUGUAGCUGAGAUCCUUGCCAGGAAAGCCGAACCACAACCGGUUUGACAGCAUGCGGGCAUUAUUUAAUUCUGUUACUCAGCAUCUGGUACUGGGAGGUAAUUGAUCCACAAACUAUUGGAGCAUAUUAGAGAGAGCUUCUCUUGUAAUUGAUCGCAGUGAAAUGUUUAAUUUUUUUUAAUUUUUGGAAGGGAAUAGGACUGGUGGUAGGAGGUGUUUAGAAACAGCUCCUGAAAAGCUUCACCUUCCCAGAGUGAAAAUGAUUUGCCAGCACAGUGGUGAGACGCCUAUCUUUAUGUAGGUUACUUGUGUCUGGGCAGUAACCUCUCUCCAAGCAUCCCAAAGCUCCAAGCAUCCAAAGCUGGUUAUACUUCAGAUUUCCUGUUAUUUGUAUAAAGACGACUCCUUUUGUACUAUUUUUUUCCUUUGCAGUGACUUUAUAUCAGUUCUAUAGUGAAUGUCAGCUUUGCAACUCCCGUCUUUGGGUUUGAGUCUUUGCAUCCGGCUGGUAUGAUAGGAAUUGAUAAUGUGUAUAAAGAUUGACAUUGAAGAAAACUGUAUAAGGGUAUAAAUAUUUAUAAUUUUCUUAUGAACUGGUGUAGAAAUUUGUAUUAAAAUAAAUUUCAGUGCUUUUAAAUUACAGUAAGAUUAGUGCUUAAAUUAUGGGAUUCUUGAACUGUCCAAACAUUUUUUUUACAUAUUAUGUUCUUCUCGUGUCUUUGUGUUGCUCAUCAAUCUGUUGUGCUCCUUGUGUGAUGCCUCUCGGCCCACCGUGUAUGUGUUUUUUUUGGGUACAGCUGGCCUUUCCGAGUGGCUACUCCUGUGCAAGGUUAGACGAUAAGUAUUGGGUUGCUGCUGACCAUCAGAGCAAGUGCCUUUUCCAGCCGUAUUCUCGAUGCUCAACAUACGCACCAAGAAAGCUGCCUUCUCCGGCUCGAACGGUGGCAUUUCUGCACCCAUGUCCUGUACAUAUAAGUUGCUGUGAUAUCCGUGUGCAGGUUUAGAGAGACCACAUUAAAGCAAUGAUUAGUACCAUAGUUUUCAUCCGAACCCAUUUUUAAUUUAUGGUAUUUUGUCGCCUGCUUGGUGUAUUUAUUUUCUCCGUUUAAAUAAGUUUAUGCUUUGAAAUGAUUCAAUGUUGCUGUAAUGAGAUUUUAAUUUGAAACAAAUAAAUUGUAUACCA